AUGAAGAAAACACUGGGUGAUUCACAAAAAAUUCGACUCGAAAUAAUCGAAGAAUUUCAUACACGAAAUCUUGAAGCUCCUGUUCAUAUGAUCGAUGCAAUCGAUCGAUCAAAAACAAGUGAAACAAAUCGAAAUGAUGCAGAACAUCGUAAAGGACUGUAUCAUCGUUUAUCGGAAUAUCUUGAUCAUCGUCAAGUUCGAAAUCGUGGUCAAACAUAUAUUUUGCCUGAUCUUAUCCAUCAACUGAUCUGUUCUCGAUUUCCAAGUGUUGAGGUGAAUGCUCAAGGGAAGCAUUGUCCUCAAGCGGAAAGAACUUGUCGUGGAUUCGGUGGCGGAGCCUUGUGCAACAGUCGAUGUAAACAAUGCGGUUAUGGAAAAGGCUCAUGCGGAGGUCUAGGUUGGCAAACAUGUCAAUGCUUAUAA
This is a messenger RNA of Rotaria sp. Silwood1, 423 nucleotides long. NCBI's taxonomy places the organism in Eukaryota, Metazoa, Rotifera, Eurotatoria, Philodinida, Philodinidae. The record is from the annotation of a GenBank genome assembly.